GCGCCGAUUUAGCGCAUCUCAAUUGACGUAGCUUGGGAAAUAAUUGAUAAAGAUAACACCCGAACCAUCCACAUACGCACUCUAGAGUCUUGCUUGCAUAGGUAAUCACCUUAUACAUAUAAGCACGUCAACCCCUCCUACCCCUCCCCCACUCCGAUUGCCCCUCUGGUUUCCAUCAAAGACACCAGCCGUCCAUGCUCGCUCUCCCGGUCCUCGUGCGAGCCACUCCUCUGACUUCGGCGAGAACAACUACGAGACGACUUGCAUCUAUAUCCCGUCACUUAUCCACCACACCCACCAUCAUGGCUCCCAUAAGCAAGGAGGCCGACUAUCUGGUCAUUGGAGGCGGGAGCGGAGGUCUUGCCUCGGCGCGGGCAGCCAGCGCCAAGUUCGGCACCAAGACUAUGGUUGUUGAGUCCAAACGUCUGGGAGGCACCUGUGUCAAUGUCGGCUGUGUCCCCAAGAAGGUGACCUACAAUGCCGCCUUCAUCGCUGAGACCAUCCACCAAGCCAAGGACUACGGCUUCCGGGUGCAGGAGACGGCCCCCUUCGACUGGACGACCUUCAAGCACAAGCGCGACGCUUACGUCAAGCGGCUAAACGGCAUCUACGAGCGCAACCUGGUCAACGACAAGGUCGAGUACGUCCGCGGCUGGGCGAGGCUGGUGUCCAAGAACGAGGUCGAGGUGACGACGGACGACGGCGAAAAGUCGAUCGUGCGGGCGAAGAAGAUCCUCCUCGCCGUGGGCGGCAACCCGACCGCGGGGCCGGCCAACAUCCCCGGCCACGAGCACGGCAUCGACAGCGACGGCUUCUUCGACAUCGAGACCCUGCCCAAGAAGGUGGCCCUCGUUGGCGCGGGCUACAUCGCCGUCGAGUUCGCGGGCAUGUUCAACGCGCUCGGCGUCGAGACCCACCUCUUCAUCCGGCACGAGCACUUCCUGCGCUCCUUCGACCCCAUGAUCCAGGAGGCCGUGACGAACGAGUACGAGCGCCUCGGCGUCAUCCUGCACAAGAACUCGAGCCAGAGCAGGGUCGAGAAGGACGCGCAGACGGGCAAGCUGAGCAUCCACUACAAGGACGCCGGCGGCGAGGGCGUGCUGGGCGACGUCGACCACCUCAUCUGGGCCAUCGGCCGGACGGCGGCGACCCAGAACAUCGGCCUCGAGGAGGCCGGCGUCAAGCUCGGCAGCAAGGGCCACGUCAUCGUGGACGAGUACCAGAACACGUCGGUCGAUAACAUCUACUCCCUCGGCGACGCCACGGGGCCCGUCGACCUCACCCCCGUGGCCAUCGCGGCGGGCCGGAGGCUCGCAGCCCGCCUGUUCGGCCCGCCCGAGUUCAAGGCGCUGAAGCUCGACUACGGCAACAUCCCGUCGGUGGUGUUCUCGCACCCCGAGGUGGGCUCGAUCGGGCUGUCGGAGCCGCAGGCGGUGGAGAAGUACGGGCGCGACAAUCUCAAGAUCUACAAGACGGCCUUCACGGCCAUGUACUACGCCAUGAUGGAGCCGGACCAGAAGGGCCCGACGAGCUACAAGCUGAUCUGCGCCGGGCCCGAUGAGAAGGUCGUCGGCCUGCACAUCCUCGGCCUCGGCAGCGGCGAGAUGCUGCAAGGCUUCGGCGUCGCCAUCAAGAUGGGCGCCACCAAGGCCGACUUUGACAGCUGCGUCGCCAUCCACCCCACCAGCGCCGAGGAGCUGGUCACCCUGAAAUGAGGGGGAGGUAAAUGCUGUGUUGGAUUAGAAAUAGAGGGAUAGGUAAUUGGGGAGGUAUCUCGCGGGUGCUGGUGCUUUCUCCGCAAACUGAAUGCUUCUAGAUCUGGUCACCAGUCUUUAGAUGGCUUGGUGGAACAGAAUGGCAAGAUACCCUGAGUUGUAGGAAUCUAAGAUAUUGUAACCGUACCUGGGAUCUGACUUUUUGACAAACGCCUCGGUUGGCCAUGGC
Messenger RNA from Phialemonium atrogriseum, 1944 nucleotides. RefSeq lists its product as uncharacterized. The transcript has 2 exons. The record is from RefSeq and is a predicted model, not a curated record. The coding region runs from base 195 to 1715 and encodes 506 amino acids. Gene Ontology annotation, biological process: cellular response to oxidative stress; cell redox homeostasis; glutathione metabolic process. Gene Ontology annotation, cellular component: cytosol; mitochondrion. Lineage: Eukaryota; Fungi; Ascomycota; Sordariomycetes; Cephalothecales; Cephalothecaceae. Gene Ontology annotation, molecular function: glutathione-disulfide reductase (NADPH) activity; NADP binding; flavin adenine dinucleotide binding.